Molecule: messenger RNA, 2910 nt
Organism: Syngnathus typhle (broad-nosed pipefish)
Lineage: Eukaryota; Metazoa; Chordata; Actinopteri; Syngnathiformes; Syngnathidae
Product: WD40 repeat-containing protein SMU1-like
Exons: 12
Coding region: 99-1631 (510 amino acids)
Biological process (GO): mRNA splicing, via spliceosome
Cellular component (GO): precatalytic spliceosome
Molecular function (GO): protein binding
Source: RefSeq, a predicted model, not a curated record
GGGCGGGGCCUCGAUGGAGCAGCUGCACGUGGCUUUGACGAGCGCGCAGUCACCACGCACUUCAGUCUGUUGCAGCAUCUGCAGAAGAUAACGUCAGCAUGGCUAUGGAGAUGGAGCCCUCGGAUGUCAUUCGCCUUAUAAUGCAAUACCUGAAGGAGAACAACCUCUACAGGACCUUGACCACGUUACAGGAAGAGACAACAGUCUCGCUCAACACCGUGGAGAGUAUCGACAGCUUCAUCGCAGACAUCCAAAAAGGCCACUGGGACUCAGUCUUGCUCGCAAUUGAAUCCCUCAAAUUGCCUGACAACACACUAAUUGACCUUUAUGAACAGGUGGUAAUGGAGCUGAUUGAGAUGAGGGAGGUGGGCGCUGCUCGUUCACUCCUCAGACAAACCGACCCGAUGAUCAUGUUGAAGCAGACCCAGCCCGAGAGGUACAGCCACCUGGAACACCUGCUCACACUCUCCUAUUUUGACCCGCGUGAGGGAUACAUAAAAGGUAGCAGCAAGGAGAAGCGGCGCAGGGCCAUUGCAGAAGAGCUGGUGAGGGAGGUCAGUGUGGUGCCGCCAUCACGCCUCAUGGGGCUCCUGGAACAAGUCGGGUCGUUGAGACUGAACUCACCAGAGAGCCUCUCACCUGAAAUGACCAUCGAGAGCCCAUGCAAAAAGGACAUAUAUGCAGAGAAAGAAACUUUUCCAACCCAACUGUACCGCCACAUUAAGUUUGGACGUCGGUCACAUGUGGAAUGUGCCCGUUUCUCUCCUGAUGGCAAAUACUUAAUCUCUGGCUCGGUGGAUGGAUUCAUUGAAGUGUGGAACUUUCACACUGGCAACAUAAGCAAGGAUUUAAAGUACCAGGCCCAAGACAGUUUUAUGAUGAUGGACGAUGCAGUGUUGUGUGUGUGCUUCAGCCAGGAUUCAGAUCUACUCGCCACCGGCGCUCAGAAUGGAAAAAUAAAGGUGUGGAAGAUCCAGAGUGGCCUGUGCCUGCGCAGGUUUGAGCAUGCGCACAACCAAGGUGUGACCUGUCUGAGUUUCUCCAAGGACAGCAACCAAAUCCUCAGUGCAUCUUUUGACCGCACCAUCAGGAUCCAUGAGCUGCGUUCGGGCCAAACACUGAAGGAGUUAAAUGGACAUCUGUCGUUUGUGAAUGAUGCAUCUUUCACACAGGAUGGAUUUCAUAUCAUCAGCGCAUCAUCGGACGGUACUGUUAAGAUUUGGAACAGCAAAACUUGUGAAUGCAUCCACACGUUUAAGUCUCUGUCGCGGGCUUCGGAUGUCCCUGUGAACAACGUGAUCACUCUUCCCCAAAAUCCACAGCUCUUUGUGGUUUGCAACCAUUCCAGCACGGUUGUUGUCAUGAACACGCAGGGUCAGACUGUCAAGACGUUUAGUGCAGAUAGAAAGUCGGGAGCAAAGUUUGUGUGCAGCGCAGUGUCCCCGCGAGGUGAGUGGAUUUACUGCGUAGGAGAGGACUUGGUGCUCUACUGCUUCAACUACGCGACAGCAAGACUGGAGAAAACUCUGACGGUCCAUGAGAAAGAUGUAAUUGGCAUCACUCACCACCCACAUGAGAAUCUGAUUGCUACUUACAGCGUGGACGGCCUCCUGAGGCUGUGGAAGCCUUAGACUGAUGACUCAGGGUCUUGGAUGAUACGGAGAAUCUCACACGUGAUGUUUGCAUCCCAACGUGCAACGAAUACUGAAUCGAGACACGACACAAACCAGACGAACAACUAAUCACAAUGAGUCUACUAAAGGUGCUUUUAUGCAUCAGACCAUACAGCAAAUCAUUGUGACAGACAGAUAUACUACUAAAGUAGAAUAGCUGAUGCUGGAGUGGGCUCACCUUGGGACUGACUGGUCCUUUUGCCUCAACAUCACAGCGUACCUAAGAUGGACAGGUGGAUGGAAAAAAAGUAAAAUAAAAAUGGAAGGAAUAUAAUAUUUUAGGAUUAUAGUGCUGGUUAACAUAUGUAGCAAUCUUGUGAAGAUGUAAAUAUGGCCCAGGAGCUGCAGUUAUGAUCUUCAGGCGAUCAUAUAUUCUCAGCAUUAAAACAAUAAUACCCUUGUCGAACGGGGUUUUUCAUGGGCUUGCAAGGAUUGACAACAAUUAAACCCUAGAUAACCAAUAUCACAUUAAAUGAAACUUGAUUGGCACCUGUAUGAGUUGAGAGAGAAAAAAAAAGCAUCCCUGCAGGUGAGAGAAGAAAAACGGACAUAGCUAAAAGAGAAAUAUUGUGGAUGUAGGUUGCCAAGCUCAUCUGACACCAAAACCAUGAAAACGGAUGCAGCAUUUCUGUGAGAACUCUUUUUACUACAGUGAUCAGAUGACUUCUUUUCUAAACAGAUGAUGUAUUCAUGUAUUUACAUUUAACGGUUGUAUCAAUCAAAGUAGGUCCUUAAUACUAGUGCCUACUUCCUCAUGGUUUCAAUUUUGCCAGCACAGUGUAAACUCACUCAUUUUCAUCUAUUUUGUAUUUAGAUAUGAAAAUGCAUGAUGGUGAAUUGCUGUGACAAUACUUUUACAAAACAAUGUCGGUUCUUUGUUUGGCCGUAAACAAACAGUAUCAGGAGUAUAAUAAUGCAUUAUAUGUAACUUCUUGUUUCUAAUGCACUUUUGUAAAUGUUUUUGUAUCUGGUUUUUUUCAGUAUUGUCUGUUUCUGCAUGCUACCUCAGUGCUAAUUAUUACUCAAAUCGAGCUAUUUUAGCAUUUGCAUGACAACAACACUAAAGUCUCCGUGAAGCUCCAGUGACGCACGUUGUAUGAAUAUCGUACAGUACGUACAAUUAACGUGACGUCACGUAUUACUCUUCUGUAGUACAAACAACUCUCAGUAAUGUAAAGGUGCAAAUCAUACUGUAUUUCUUUCCUAUGGUACUGGCAGUCAUCUCCUAUUGUAAAUA